Messenger RNA from Chiroxiphia lanceolata (lance-tailed manakin), 2185 nucleotides. RefSeq names its product RELB proto-oncogene, NF-kB subunit (gene RELB). The coding region runs from base 62 to 2185 and encodes 707 amino acids. The record is from RefSeq and is a predicted model, not a curated record. Lineage: Eukaryota; Metazoa; Chordata; Aves; Passeriformes; Pipridae. Gene Ontology annotation, biological process: non-canonical NF-kappaB signal transduction; innate immune response; regulation of transcription by RNA polymerase II. The transcript is spliced from 12 exons. Gene Ontology annotation, cellular component: cytoplasm. Gene Ontology annotation, molecular function: DNA-binding transcription factor activity, RNA polymerase II-specific; RNA polymerase II cis-regulatory region sequence-specific DNA binding.
GCGGCACCGGGAGCGGCACCGGGAGCGGCAGCGGGGCCCGGGCACCCACCCGGGCACGGCCAUGGCGCUGCCGCUCGGCGCUGCCCUGCAGGACCCCGGCCUGGCCAUGGCCCCCCCUGCCCCCGUCACAGACGAUUUAGAGAUCCUGGAGGAGGUGAUGAAGGAGGACGGAUUCCAGCCGGACCUGGCGCCCGUCCUCACCCGCCUGGUGGCCCGGGGGCCCUCGGGGCCGCCCUGUCCCCCUGCCCACCCCCCUCCUUCCUCCUCCUCCUCCUCCCGCUCCUCGCCCCCCCCGGGCCCCCCCGACCCGCGGUGCCCCCUCCUCGCCCGCAGCCUCGGCGGCCUCUCCCUGUCCCCCCCCCGACCCCGGCUGGUGCCGCGGGGCACGGGGGGCUCGGGGGUCCCUCCCCCCCCCUCCCGGCCCCGCUGGACCCCCGCGACCCCCAAGGAGCCCCCCCGGGCCGAGGAGCCCCCCCGGGCGGAGCCCCCCCGGCUCGUCAUCACCGAGCAGCCCAAGCAGAGGGGGAUGAGGUUCCGCUACGAGUGCGAGGGACGCUCGGCCGGGAGCAUCCUGGGCGAGAGCAGCACCGACAGCACCAAGACCCUGCCCACCAUCGAGCUGCUGAACUGCCAGGCCAUCCCGGAGGUGACGGUCACGGCCUGCCUGGUGUGGAAGGAUUGGCCCCACCGGGUGCACCCCCACGGGCUGGUGGGCAAGGACUGUGCCAACGGGCUGUGCCGCGUCCUGCUGCGGCCCCAGAGCAACCCCCGCCACAGCUUCAGCAACCUGGGCAUCCAGUGCGUGAAGAAGAAGGAGAUCGAGGGGGCCAUCGAGAAGAAGCUGCAGUUGGGCAUCGACCCCUUCAAAGCGGGUUCCCUGAAGAACCACCAGGAGGUCGACAUGAACGUGGUCAGGAUCUGCUUCCAGGCCUCCUUCCGGGAUGGAUCCGGGACCACCCGGCACCUGAGCCCCGUCCUGUCCGAGCCCAUCUUCGACAAGAAAUCCACGAACACGUCGGAGCUGCGGAUCUGCCGCAUGAACAAGGAGAGCGGGCCCUGCACGGGGGGGGAGGAGCUGUACCUGCUCUGCGACAAGGUCCAGAAAGAGGACAUCGCGGUGGUUUUCCGUCGGGAAUCCUGGGAAGCGCGGGCGGAUUUCUCGCAGGCCGACGUUCACCGCCAGGUCGCCAUCGUGUUCAAAACCCCCCCGUACCAGCACCUGGAGCUGCGAGAGCCCGUGGAGGUGGAGGUGUUCCUGCAGCGCCUCACAGACAGCGUCUGCUCCGAGGCUUUCCGAUUCACCUACCUGCCCAGGGACCACGACGCCUACGGGGUGAACGUGAAGCGCAAGCGGGGGAUGCCCGACGUGCUCGAGGAGCUCUCGGGGGCAGAUCCGUAUGGGAUCGAAGCCAAGAGGAGGAAGAAGCCCCCCGGGUACCUGGAGCACUUCGUCCCGCUGCCAGUGGCAGACGACGCCUUCGGGGGUGACCCGGAGCCCCCCCUGGACCCCCUGGACCCCCUGAGCCACCUCUACCUUCCCUUCCCGCCCCCCCCGGGGCUCCCCCCGCUCUUCCCGCCGCCGGAAUUCCCGGAAUUCCCGCCUUUCCCGGGCCCGGAGCUGCUUUUGGAGCCCUCCCCGCCCACCCCCCAACGCGCCCCCCCCCGCCGACCACCCCCCCCCCCACCUCCACCCUGGUGGGCUCCCACAUGUUCCCGGGGCAUUUGGGGGACGGCUGAGACCCCCCCCCCCAAAAAAAAAUACCAACCCGAGGGGUUUGGGGGACCCCAAAUUAGGGACCUCCCCCCAUCCCGGGCCGGCUGGACCCCCCCGGGAAGGGCAGAGCCCCCCCCCCUUCAUUUCCCCCCCAAUUUGCACUAUAUUUAUGGGGGGGGUGCGGGGGGACCCCCGGGAUUCUGGGGGGGGAGACCCCUGGAAUUGGGGGGGGGGGGCGUUCCCAUUUCUCCGGGAAUAAAGCCAUGGAUGGACCCCUGGGAUUUGUCCUUGGAUUUGGGGGUUGGGGGGGAACGGGGGGACCCCCGGGAUUGGGGGGGGACCCCCGGGAUGGGGAGGGGACCCCUGGAAUUGGGGGGGGGCCGUUCCCAUUUCUCCGGGAAUAAAGCCAUGGAUGGACCCUGGGAUUUGUCCUUGGAUUUGGGGGGGGAAUGGGGGGACCCCCGGGAUUGA